AUGUGUCAGUUGAAUCAUAAUCCACCUAGAAGGCAGGAACCAACCGGUGAGCCCUCUCCUAAGAGACCCAGGGGAAGACCUAAAGGCAGCAAAAACAAGAGUCCCUCUAAAGCAGCUCAAAAGAAAGCAGAAGCCACUGGAGAAAAACGGCCAAGAGGCAGACCUAGGAAAUGGCCACAACAAGUUGUUCAGAAGAAGCCUGCUCAGGUCAAUGUUGCCUUGCCUGGGAAGGACCACCCAGGCAAUCUUAUGUAUCUACUAUUCUCUAAAAAUGCCACUUAGAAGAGAACUGAAACUUCCAAACACAUGAAAGGAUCCAGGGAAAGUGUCUUCAAACAAUUACACAUGAGCUUUAAGUGGAAUAAAAACAGAGUUACCA
This is a messenger RNA of Mandrillus leucophaeus (drill), 379 nucleotides long. It is a transcript of the gene HMGA2, whose product is annotated as high mobility group AT-hook 2. The coding region runs from base 1 to 282 and encodes 93 amino acids. The record is from RefSeq and is a predicted model, not a curated record. Lineage: Eukaryota; Metazoa; Chordata; Mammalia; Primates; Cercopithecidae. Gene Ontology annotation, biological process: regulation of DNA-templated transcription. The transcript has 5 exons. Gene Ontology annotation, molecular function: DNA binding; transcription coregulator activity. Gene Ontology annotation, cellular component: chromatin; nucleus.